CGAAUGUACAAGCCAUUAGCAAAUCAGAGUGAAUGCUGGAAGAAGGGAAAUGCACCCCUUUCUAUGGCAGGAAACCCACAUGGGGAGAUCUACCAUCCCAAAAGUCGCUGUUUCAUUGCUAACCUCACUUCAGUCCUGGUGCCCAGGAGUGGAACCACACUCCUCCCUCAGGUUCUGCCCUUCAGACAGGUGGAACUCACUGGUCGAUGCUACUUACAUAGAUGCACAGAAGGAAGUACAUACUAUGUGCAGGCAGCAGGAUCACCUUGGGUCCCCUGCCUCCCAGGGAAUUCUAUUCAGGUCCCUGGGUAUCAUGGCCUCCUCUUCUGUCCCUGGGGCCAGUUCUGCCAGGCAAAUGAGGCUCUCAUGGCUCUUCCUCCCUCAACUGCAAGCCCUUCAUCCCCAGGCUUGCUGAUCCAGUUGGCCCUGGGACUAGCUGGGCCCCCAGGCUACUACCUGAGCAAAAUACAGCAGCAGGAACUCACCCAAACUAUACUGCAGGCCCUGGUGAUCAGAGCAGGCACUCACAUGUGCCAUUUCCACAGUCCAUCAAUAAACUCUAACCUGGUGUUUACUGUACACAUGUGGGAGUUUCCUGGCUGUCAAGGGCCCCCAGCUGAGAUCCUAUAUAGAGUUCUGAGCCGAUCCCUCAAUGAUACACCACUAAAUGUGGAUUAUGGUGGAGCCACCUUUACCACAGACCACAGCAGGUGGCUGGCUUCACCAGGCCUCAUUUCCCCAAACAGGGGUAUAAUCCUGCCCACAGGCCUCAGCCUCAUGCUACUUAUUCUGAUGGGUACAGGGGGAACUGUGGCCUACAGAAAAUACCAAGCUUCCCUUCGAAUUUCACCAUCAGCCUCUUAUCCUUCAUCAGGACUCCCAGGAUCAAUAAGAAGCCUACCUGACAGAAUGAGGGAAGUAUAAUGUGACAUUAUCAUGAA
Phascolarctos cinereus (koala) is the source of this 941-nucleotide messenger RNA. RefSeq names its product ciliated left-right organizer metallopeptidase (gene CIROP). Gene Ontology annotation, cellular component: cytoplasm; membrane. Gene Ontology annotation, molecular function: metalloendopeptidase activity. Gene Ontology annotation, biological process: proteolysis; cell adhesion. The record is from RefSeq and is a predicted model, not a curated record. NCBI's taxonomy places the organism in Eukaryota, Metazoa, Chordata, Mammalia, Diprotodontia, Phascolarctidae.